Messenger RNA from Pyricularia grisea, 3137 nucleotides. RefSeq lists its product as uncharacterized. The transcript is spliced from 5 exons. The coding region runs from base 538 to 3003 and encodes 821 amino acids. The record is from RefSeq and is a predicted model, not a curated record. Lineage: Eukaryota; Fungi; Ascomycota; Sordariomycetes; Magnaporthales; Pyriculariaceae.
CUUUGUUACCCGAGAGGUGUGUGUGUGCCGUGUUCCAUCGCACCGGGCAUCAAAACAAGCCUUUAUUGGAUCUAGAAGGGAGACACCAAUGGCACCUGCUACCUGCAUGAAAUGAAAUUCGGUUUCUGACACCCAGCCGUGUUAGGCAUAUCCCUAUCAACUCGAGGGAAUAAUUAAUAAUUUCUUUCCCUCACUUGAUCCAAAUUUCCAGCUGACCAUAUCAUACCGACCACCACCACCACCACAACCAUUUCAUUCCAGCUCUCAAUCGGCUGCAUCUUGUGUCGUGUCGCAGAUCGUUCGCUGGCAAUGCGCGCCCAAGUCAAGGAAUGCCAGUCCAUCGUUCAAUCUCGAUCAGGCGAAUGUCACCCCCAUUCCUACGCCAGGUCCAUCUAGUGUGGGAUAAAUAGUUAUUCUUUAAUACUCGUUUGAUCCACUAUUGCCCACAAGGGUCGUGUGGACAGCGCUAUUUUAAGCGGCUUCCCAUCAAUACAGUUGCUGCCCACCAAAACCGUUCGGUCAAUCCGGUUAGAAGCCAUGAGUGACGAUAACAGGGAGACAAAGGGUUUCUGGGGCUUUCUCAAGUCCAAAACAAAUCUCAACAAGGGUGACUACCGGGACGACCGCAACAAUCACCGGUCACGUGGGAGAGAUGACUUCUACGACCCAGACCCGUAUCGUGAAUCUAGUAGAAGUGUUGAUGUCAAAGGGAAAGGUCCGGAGAGGCCCGUUGCGCCAUCAUCUCCGAUAGCAGGUCGCAGGCGACGAGGACGAGGACCUCUGCACGAUUGGCCGCCUUCGGGAGUGUUGAGCCACGAGGAUCUGACCCUAGGCCACGCUCUAGACUUGAUCUCCAGAGGAGCUCCGGUAUGGAACGGUCAUAAGCGUUCCAUUCAACAUUUCCCCGAAGAGUAUUGUCACCUAUAUGCCACGACAACCCCUGGCAGCAACAGGAAUAGCAAAAAGAAGGGCAAGGACAGUCGGCAAGAUGCCAAGGACACUGAUGCCGCCAAUCUGCACAAUUCAAUGGUGCAACUCAUGACUCUGUGCUUGAUGCCACCCGGCCCUGCGGCCAAACCCUGGGAUACGGUGGAUCAGCGUCCAAGCUAUGCCUUCCACUAUGGUGUUCGUCCCGGCACUGUGACGCUUAACAGUUGGGUCUCACGUUCCAGCGUUUUGCCGCCGCCCAUGGCCCUGCGCGACUCGGGCGCGACUCCCCGCGACGCUGAUCUCGAGACGAUAUUGAAGCGGCUCCAGGAGCUCGAACUCUACGGGCUCGAAGAAGACGACGAGAAGCUCAUGUAUAGAAAUCUGUACCGAAAAUUCUUGCGAGAUCCCGAAAAGGACACCAGACCUCACAGGACGUUGGAUCUGCAAAUCACGGACUUGAUAAUGGUACUCUCACGACCAGCAAAUGGCCCCGGAGGCUGGAUUGACUACUCAGAACCCCGCAAUCAGAUUGCAACGAGAUUUCUGUUUGAUACUAGCGAGGGGAAUCACGAAAACUAUGUUAGAUUCUUCCAUCAGUUGCUGCUGAGCUGUGAGUUGGACCUUCGGAUCAACGCUCGAAAACAUAUGGAUGAAGCUCGCCAUAAGCUCUUGGUACAGUUACCUCCUUCCAUAAAGUGGAGCAUAGCACUGUCGAGGCGUUGGCUGGAUAACAUGAGGAUAGAGAAGUACGGUGAGACAGCUAAACAAGGUAUGAUCGAUCGCCGCUUUCUCCAUGAGAUCAUGUUGCAAUUUGCUAACCUGGAGCCAUGCACCAUGUCCUUCCUACCUAUGUUUGAAUAUGUAGUCAAAAUCCGGUUCAGGCUCAAGAACAGGCAAAUAAAAAUGCUCAAGCGUUUUGCCCAGAUGUUAAAAUGGCCCAAUCUUGCCGAUACAGUCGAGGAAAUAUACCAAGCCGACGACGACGACGCACUCGGCACCAUCAGUUCUCAUGCAAUGGCUUUCUUCAGCGGACUUGUUCUUCCAGGGCCUACGUUUCCAUUCCUGAUGAUGAACUCGCUGGUGGAUCUGGACCCUGACAAGGCAACGGAUGACCUCGCUCUUUUGACUCAUAUACAUCCGGCCUGUGGAUUUCAAUACCGUGGAGGCCAAACUUACUGGUCGUCAGCUUCUGUUGUGGGCAAGGUUCUCGCGCCAACGUGCAUGGAAGUCGGCGGCUGGGUGGGACCGGCACUGGGGACGACGGACUUGCCCCGUACACAGAUUGCCCGGAUCCGAACUCGGUUACCCAAGCCGACGCCUAAUGGCAGCAAUGCCUCGGUGGCAAGGACGGCCAGCCCAACCGACAAAAGGUUGAUGACGCCCGAGAAGGUCUUGUCCAUGAAAGAACGGUCUGAUCCACUCGGGCCUCCAUCGGACGUAUACCCCGUUCGCGACUAUGAUCUGCCUCUGCCGAAGGGUGAUUCAUUGGGCACCGGUGAGAUCAUCGAUUUUGUCCGGCUUGUCAAACUGACGCUUAAGCGGCUCGGUGGACCUCCACCUGAUAAUAAGCCAGUCGGCGUAGCACAGUAUGAUGCAGGAGUACAAUUCGCCAUCGACGGUGUCUCAUGGCCGCUGCGGCUCAGCUUUGACGUUGACUUCAUAUAUGCCCACCCAUGUGAGCCAAACGGCGGACCUCACCCCUUGUUCUUUGAGUAUGCCUACGUCAGUGUACCGGUCGACAGGAUUGUCGACAUCCACGACUGGGGUGGGUUAUACGGCGGAGGUCGGGACAGCUCAGCAUCAUCGUUGAGUACUGCUGGAGGCGGCCCUCGACCGCCAAGACGACCGCCACCAGUGAAGCGAGACCCCGGAGAGACGGACAAAGUACUCGUGGUUGAAGCGUUUGGAGUGCCAGACAACGAGGUGUUGGCGCGCGCUUGGUGUGCGCAUUGGGGCCUGACUGCUGUGGUUGCGGACGUGAGGAAGACAUGCAUGGCCUGUGCCAUCCGGACGGCUUAUGCAGCGACAGUGACUGUAGUGAUUUUGGUCGAAAACGUCAAGGGGGAUUUUUGAUCGGUGAUUAAUGAUACCCAGUUUAUAUUAGGAUUUCCGUAUUAAUACUAAUAAUAAGUGUGUGUGCGUGCACAUUGGAGAAGGAAGCAGGACGUUAAUGCAUUGAUUGUACUAUAUGAACUUAAGGUGUGAGG